AUGAAAGAACAAGAAUUUAUAAAGCCAGAUCUAAUAAUUUCAGAUCGUACUAAACCAAAAUCUGAAUGGACCAUCCCAUUACCCAAUAAUAAAGGAAUCCAACUACAAGAACAAAGUAAUAUUCCAUCAGUUUCAGCUAAAACACUUGCAUCAAGAUCAAAAUUGAAAAAAGUUCAUUCUAAGGAUCAUUUAGAAAAGAAUGAAUUGUUGUAA
Messenger RNA from Funneliformis caledonium, 213 nucleotides. Lineage: Eukaryota; Fungi; Glomeromycota; Glomeromycetes; Glomerales; Glomeraceae. The record is from the annotation of a GenBank genome assembly.